AUUUAUUUCCGGACGGAAUACACACACGCAGACGCAGACGCAGACGCACGUACACGCACACAGACGCGCGCACACACACACACGCACACAUACACACACUCUCACACAACUACAGACACAGGCCUGUCUGCAUGUAUAUUUGUAUGUGUGUAGAAGUUUUAAACAAAAAGUUUUAGACAAACUUUUCCGUUAUUGUGGAAGCGCCGAAGUUUUGAUCAAUUAAUAAUAAGUAGGACGUAGUUUAGAAAUAUAACUAUAUUUUGUCGCUUGCUUUCAAUGACACACAUAUACAAACUGAUAGAUAUACAUACAUAAAUACACACAUACAUACAUAAAUACAUACAUACAUACGUACAUACAUACAUAUAGAUAAUACAUGUGUGUCUAUAAAUAGCGUAUAAUAUGUGAAAAGCUCAGUCAGAAAUUGUGUGGGGAGCGCGUUUGUAGUACAACACAGAAGAGAAGGCUCCUGAAUUUUGAUUUUACUUCGCAGUAGUUUUAAUAAUUUCUCUCUCAAUAUGAUAUUUCUAUUAAUCUUAGUCGCUUUGUUGGUCGGUCUCUUGACCGUCAUAUACUUCGUUCUGUUAGAUAACACAAAGUCUCUGCAAUACAAAUCGGAGGUUAGACUGGACGGCAAAACAGUUCUGAUAACUGGUGCCACAUCGGGAGUUGGUAAAUCCACUGCCUUUGAACUCGCUACUUAUGGGGCACGGAUUAUUCUGGCCUGUCGCAACCGGCAGAAAGCUGAGGCGACCUGCCAGGAGAUCAAGCAAGAAACGGGAAACGAUAACAUCACAGUCCUGGAUUUAGAUUUAUCUGAUUUGGAUUCUGUUAAGUCGGCUGCCGAGGAAGUGAAGAAAACGGAGAGCAGGCUUGAUAUUCUCAUCAAUAAUGCAGCGAUUGGAGUAACUGAUAAUGAAAGGUCCAAACAAGGUUUCGACUUGACUUUCGCUACAAACUACCUCGGCCAUUUUCUGUUGACUCAUCUAUUGCUCGAUCUUAUUAAAAAAUCUGCACCUAGUCGCAUUAUAAAUGUUAGUUCAAAAGUGCACGAGUUUGCUCCCUCACCGCUUGAUUUCACCCUUCACCGAGAAGGCUCAGAUAUAAAAUACAGCAAACUUGAAGGCUAUGCUGUGAGUAAAUUAGCUAAUAUUUACCAUAGUAAAUUCCUCUGUGAUGAACUUACUGGGACGAAAGUCACCAUUAACUCCAUGCACCCGGGUUUUGUACAAACGAACAUUAUGAAUAGGAAUGUGAACGAUAUGUGUAAACGUUUGGUCAACAUCAUAUGCGCCUACACAUCUGCUUGGUUUGGUCGUUCACCAGAAGAUGCAGCAAAAACUUUGGUUUAUAUGGCUGUCGAACCCGAAUUGUCCGAAGUAACUGGAGAGUAUUUCGAAAACGUUAGCAUACAAACAAAAAGUUUGUCUAGGUCAGCUCAUAACAAAGAGCAAGCGAGAAAGAUGCGGGAAAUUAGUUUCCUAGCUUGUAAAGACUAUUUGGAUUUACCUGAAGAUAUAGUCAAGAUAGAAGAAGUAGGAGCUUUGCAGGAAGACAAUAUAAAAAAGGAAGAAGAAGGUACUCAAGAGGGAUUUUCUGAAGCGAAAACUGAAACGAAAACAGAUACAGAAAAUAGUUGUUCGCAUACACCUACAGCUCCAUGUGAAUCAACAUUACCAACAAAAGCAGUAGAAGAAGAAGCACCAGCAGCAGCAGCAGCAGCAGCAGCAGCAGCAGCCACAGCGGUUGCAGCAACAACAGCAGCAGCAGCAGUGACGGAAGUUGACGCAGCAUCAGCAGAAGUAGCAGAAACAAUUAAAGCCGCAACAGCUGAAUCAACGAACGUGUCAGCACCUGAAAUACGUACCAUUUCUGAGUUAGAUUUACCCACUCCACCUUGUUCUUUCACACCUUCACUCGACGCCAUCAAUAAUAAAAACUUAGUGGAGAUUGAAGACCUUUCGUCUAACGUUUGUUCUUCAACGAAUGAGAACAAAGAAACAGUACCGGAAGCGAUUUACAAGCCACUGAUUCUUCCAGAAAUUACUGAGUCAAACGAACACUACCCACCAGCUGAUGUCGAUCCUAACUUGAAUUGUGAUCCAACAAACGCUUGUUCGGAUCGUACGAGCAGCAGUCGCGAGGACUCUCCUUUAAUUACGCUCGAUGAUGCUGAAAACUCGGAUAACCUUCACGAGGAAGAGACGUUUUAAGUAAAAAAAAAACCUCAGUUGAUUGUAAUUAGAUAACUUUUAUAGAAACACUGGCCUCUCCACUCAAUGCAACAUGUUCCUUACACAACAUAUACAUACACGCACACACUUAUAUUUAUACAUGUAAAUAUGCACACACUCACGCACACGUACACACACAAACGUAUGUAUAUAUGUAUGUUUCAAAAGGUGCACUGGAAGGCGUGACAUGUUACCAAAUGUUUUGGGUAAGUUACCAAGUUCCACACUAACCCUUAUUAUUCCAGUUAAGCUUGUGUGCGAGAUCAGCGCAAAUAUAUAUCUAUACAAAAAACAAACAAAUAGCAUGACCUCUAUGUUAUGCUUUACGUAACGCACAAGUGUCCAGUAAGCCCACAACCGUUAUAACACAAUGCAGUUGACUUCAUCAGCAUUAAGCUUUCAGUGUUCGUUUUAUAUGUAUAUAUAUAUAUAUAUAUAUAUAUAUAUAUAUAUAUACACACAUAUAGAUGCAUGCAUACAUACAUACAUACAUAUAAAUAAUAUACUCACAAGCAUACUCAUACACACAUACAUACAUACAUACAUACAUACAUUGGUAUCUGUUAUCAUUAGAGGCAGUGCAUUGGCAGACCCUUAUAUCAUUGGAUAAAAUGACUUGCGAUUUUUCUUUGGGUUUUCAAAUUUCUGCGUUCAAUUACCGUCGAGAUUAACUUUAUCUCUCAUCCGCCUGAAGUCCAUAAAAUAAGUACCAGUUACAGACUAGGGUUGAUGUAAUCGACUAAUCCCGCCCCCACCAGGCUUUGUGCCUUUAGUAGAAAGGAUUAUUAUUAUUAUUAUUAUUAUCACUAUUAUUAUCAUUAUUAUUAUUAUUAUUGUUCUGUUCUAAUGUUUUGCAGCAUCAGUCUGUAGUUAGUAGUUUUAUUAUAUCCACGAAAAAUAAAUUCCUUUUCCACACAUAAAAAUAAGGUUUUUUCUUUCCACUCUAAACUAUUUUCUGUCACUAUUUUAUCAUAUUACUGAUUUAAACGCAAGUCUCCUUGAUUCCAUCGUCUUUUGCAAUAAAUUUUUGAAAGAUGAAUUUCAUUUUCAGAUAGAAUAAAGCAAUAGUUUUUGGAAUGAAAAAUGGAAUAAAGAUUUCUUCCAUAUGAAUGAAGCUUCCUAUUGAUUGGGGGGGAAAAAAAACGAGAAAUGGUAAAUAUUUAUGAUCGUAUUUAGAAUAAUAGAGAAAUAUGAAAAGUAUCCGGUUGCUAAUCUCAAUCGAUAUUGCAUCCAAACUUUUACUCUGGUCUGCUGAGUGACAGAACUGCUUUCCCUACUCAAAUCCUGCUAUCCGUCGAUUUUUACAUUUAUCCCACUAGAUUGGAUAAAAUAUGUGACAAUUUUUUAUUAUAUUUUUAUUACAUAUUUUUUUUUGCGCAUGUUAAAAAUUCAUAUUGUGUUAGCACAAGAAUAACACUUUUAAAUUUUGAGAUUCCCUGUUCACAAAAUUGUUGUGGUAUCGUACUUCGUAAGGAAGAUUUUACAUAUUGUAUCCUGUUAGCAAUAAAAUCAUCUGUUCAUGACCAAUAA
This is a messenger RNA of Octopus bimaculoides (California two-spot octopus), 3764 nucleotides long. Its product is annotated as retinol dehydrogenase 11. NCBI's taxonomy places the organism in Eukaryota, Metazoa, Mollusca, Cephalopoda, Octopoda, Octopodidae. The record is from RefSeq and is a predicted model, not a curated record.